AUGAAAGAAGAGACGUCACCUGAUAAAGUAAUAUUAUUUAAAAAAUCUGGCAAUAAAGAAAAAUCUAAAGGUAGAGGUAAAGGAAGAUCGAAAAGCCGUGCGAUACUACCCGAACAAGGUGUAAGCAAUGAUACACAUGAAAAGGUAAUGACUAUGUCCCCAACUGCACUUUACAAAAACAAAUUGCAAAUAUCAGACGUAAAAUAUAAGGAUUUAAAACGUCUAUGUGAUAAUGGAAUUAUACCAAAAAGCGCCAUAUAUUUUAAAGAAGACUAUCCACUCAACGUUCUGGAGAAAAGGAAACAAUUACAAACUGAAAUAUUAAAAUAUAAAGCAGAAGAAUCUUUGUUUCCUCGUUUCGUCGAGCCGGUACCUAACGUCACGGUGACAGUCGGAAGGGACGCCCUUCUCGCGUGCGUCGUCGAGGAUCUAAGAGGAUAUAAGGUAGCAUGGGUACGAGUGGAUACUCAAACAAUCCUGAGCAUCCACCACAACAUAAUAACUCAGAACCCACGCAUCAGCCUAUCUUACAAUGACCACCGCUCGUGGUACCUGCACAUAAAGAACGUGCAGGAGGUGGACCGCGGCUGGUACAUGUGUCAGGUCAACACUGACCCGAUGCGCUCGAGAAAAGGAUAUCUGCAAGUAGUAGUACCCCCUAUGAUCAUCGACAAUAUGACUUCAACGGAUAUGGUCGUUCGUGAAGGAACAAAUGUCACCAUGGUGUGUCGAGCCAUGGGUUAUCCUGAACCUUAUGUCAUGUGGAGACGAGAAGAUGGCCAGGAGUUUAAUUGCAAUGGUGAAUCAGUGAAUGUUGUUGACGGAGAAAAUCUCACUAUAUUUAAAGUGUCGCGUCUACACAUGGGUGCAUAUUUGUGCAUUGCCUCGAACGGUGUGCCGCCUUCGAUCAGCAAACGAGUUGUAUUAAUGGUACAGUUCCCGCCGAUGUUAUCGAUCCCGAAUCAGUUGGAGGCUGCAUAUGUAGGGCAGGACGUAACGCUGGAGUGCCACACAGAAGCUUAUCCAUCCUCCAUUAACUACUGGACCACUGACCGGGGAGAUAUGAUCAUUUCCGGACAUAAAUAUACAACAAUAUUAAAAGAUGAUAGUUACAGUCGAAAAAUGAAACUUACUAUACGUAAAGUAUCGUCUACAGAUUUUUCGUCUUACCGAUGCGUAGCUAAGAACUCCCUCGGCGAGACGGACGGCCUUAUUCGACUUGAUGAAAUUCCAGCCCCAUCAACAACGAGCACUACGAUUAAUUACGUUCCAACAUUUCCUCAAAGAAAAAAAGGUAAACACAAGAAUCGCUGGCGGGAUAGUUCAGCAGAAAAUAGAGUAAUUGGAGACUACGAAGUUGAGGAAUGGAAAGAUAUCGAUUAUGAAUCGACUCAGUCUUCUAGCUCGUCUAGCCUACAUGGCUUCAUUUACAGCACUUUUGCCGUAGCACUCCUUAGCUGA
Messenger RNA from Melitaea cinxia (Glanville fritillary), 1461 nucleotides. Its product is annotated as lachesin-like. The record is from RefSeq and is a predicted model, not a curated record. The coding region runs from base 1 to 1461 and encodes 486 amino acids. Gene Ontology annotation, cellular component: neuron projection. The transcript is spliced from 11 exons. Lineage: Eukaryota; Metazoa; Arthropoda; Insecta; Lepidoptera; Nymphalidae.